CGGAAGUCGUCACCGGCUUGAAUGGGAAGGUCAGUCACAGCUGCAGGUGGGUGUGCAUGCGCUUUAUGCCCGCUGUUCCUGACGCAUGCGCCUGUCAGCCUUGGCUGGCCGGUGCAUGUCCGCUGAAUUGUGAGGCCCGGGUUCUGGGCUCUGCCGUGGUGGAGAAAUGCUGUGCCGGCUUGGCGGUCGGUGGCUGCGGCCACUCCCUGCCCUGCAGCUUCGGGCGGGGUACCCGCCGCUUGCACCGGUUCCUACGACCGGUGCCAAGCGCCCCACUCUCCCAGUGUGGGCAGUGGCACCAGUCUCUGCAGUAGAUGGGAACGGCUGGUACGAGGCCCUGGCCGCUUCUUCGCCGGUGCGGGUUGCGGAGGAAGUACUGCUCGGCGUGCACGCCACCACGGGACUGCCCUGGUGGGGUGGCAUUCUGGUCUCCACAGUGGCCUUGCGGGGCGCAGUCACGCUGCCCUUGGCUGCCUACCAGCACUACAUCCUGGCCAAGGUGGAAAAUUUGCAGCCAGAAAUAAAAGCUAUUGCCAAGCAUCUUAACCAAGAAGUUGCAGUUCGUGCAAGUCAGUUGGGGUGGUCCAAAAGAGUUGCCAGGCUCACGUAUCUAAAGAACAUGAAGAGGCUAGUUUCAGAGAUAUAUGUGCGAGAUAACUGCCACCCUUUCAAAGCCACUGUGUUGGUUUGGAUUCAGAUUCCAGUAUGGGUCUUCAUGUCUGUUGCUCUCCGGAAUUUUAGCACAGGGGCAACGCAUUCAGAAGGUUUUUCUGUUCCGGAACAGUUAGCUACUGGCGGGACUCUGUGGUUUCCUGACCUCACUGCACCGGACUCCACUUGGAUUCUGCCUAUCUCUGUUGGUGUCAUCAAUUUAUUAAUAGUGGAGAUUUAUGCUCUACAAAAAAUUGGAAUGUCUCGUUUUCAAACAUAUAUUACAUACUUCGUCCGUGCAGUGUCGGUGUUGAUGAUUCCAAUUGCUGCAGCGAUGCCCUCAUCACUUGUUCUCUACUGGUUAUGCUCCAGUUUCAUGGGCCUUUCACAGAACUUGCUGCUGCGUUCUCCUGGAUUUCGCCAACUUUGCCGAAUACCAUCAACCAAGUCAGAUUCAGAAACUCCUUAUAAAGACCUAUUUGCUGCCUUUUAUAGCAAGUUCAUUUCAAGAAAGUGACAUGUUUUCCAAUAAUUUUGAAACAGUUGCAAGAGUCACUAUCACCUUAAUGUAUUUAGACUUAGAAAUUCAGGUAUUAUUUGAUUUGCCUUUAUUUAAAAUUAUGAACUUCAUGAAAUAUCAUAGGUUAAGUUGUAAUCCAGGCCAGGUAUGGUGGCUCAUGCGUGUAAUCCCAGCACUUUGGGAGGCCAAGCUAGGUGGAUCACCUGAGGUCAGGAGUUUGAGAAUAGCCUGGCCAGUGUGGUCAAAUCCCGUCUCUACUAAAAAAUACAAAAAAAUUAGCUGGACGUGACGCUGGGCCCCUGUAAUCCCAGCUACUCGGGAGGUGAGGCAAGGCAAGAGAAUUGCUUGAACCUGGGAGACACAGGUUGCAGUGACCUGAGAUCGCCCUUUUGCACUCUAGUCUGGGCAACAAGAGCGAAACUCUGUCUCAAAAAAACAAAACAAAAAAAAGCUGUAAUCCAGAUAUAUUUGACUGUAGUUAAAAUCUUUUAAAUGCUAUAAAUGCAGUACGUUUAAUUGUGAAAGUAUUAAACUAGAACCAAAGUGCCUGUCUCUGUUUAUAAAGUUAACAGUUUGUUAGGGCUGCCAGAACUUUGGAGGAUAGUGUUAGCUACUGAAUGAUGUCAAAUUAAACUAAACAAUACUGCAUAUUACUGUUUUGUGAAGUAAAAGGAUCAGUGAGAUGACUUUUUUUUUCUUUUUUGAGAUGAAGUCUCACUCUGUCUCCCAGGCUGGAGUGCAGUGGCACAAUCUCAGCUCACUGCAACCUCCACCUCCUGGAUUCAAGCUAUUCUCUCUCCUGCCUUAGCCUCUGAGUAGCUGGGAUUGCAAGUGCACACCAUCACCUCCAGCUAAUUUUUCUAUUUUUAGUAGAGAUAGGGUUUUACCAUAUUGGGCAGGCUGGUCUGGAACUCCUGACCUCAAGUGAUCUACCUGUGUUGGCCUCCCAAAGGGCUGGGAUUACAAGUGUGAGCCACUGUGCCCAGCGUUUUUUUUUUUUUUUUAAAUGAGACAGAAUCUCUGUCACACAGCACCCAGGCUGGAAUGCAGUGGCACGAUCUCGGCUCACUGCAAACUCUGCCUCGUGUUCAAGCAGUUCUCCUACUUCACCGUCCUCAGUAGCUGGGGCUACAGGUGUGUACCACCAUGCCCAGCUAAGUUUUGUAUUUUUAAUAGAGACAGGGUUUGACCAUGUUGGCCAGGUUGGUCUCGAACUUCUGGCCUCAAGUGAUCUGCCCAUCUCGGCCUCCCAAAGUGCUGGAAUUACAGGCGUGAGCCACUGUGUCCAGCUAUUUCUUAAUAUUUUGGAGGUAGAGAGGAUUUUAGACCUCUCUGAGCAUCUAAGAAAAGGUUAUAUGUAUGGUUUUCUCUUCAGAAGAAUUUUAGGACUCACAACAUGGGACUUCAUUGAUACUGGGAAGGUCUUCUGGCAACUCCUAGUUAAAAAUUUUAUUCUAAUGGAGCAUACAUUGAUGGCUGAGUUAAUGUGUGGUUGAAAAAGAAAAGGGGGCAACUUGAAAUAUAUGCGGUAGAGUAAUCCAUGCAUACAAGUACCUAACAUGGUAGAUGAUAUUGCCUCCCACCCCUGCUUGGAAAGAAUACAAAAAGUGUACAUUCCUUUUUCUAUAAUUUAAGAAGUCUGGAAUACAGAGUGUAGCAUUGUGUACUGCUAGCACCCAAAGUAGAAAAUCAUAAGCAUUCAGUUUGUUUAGCCAGAGAAGAAAAUCAGAACAGCAAUUGCCUAUUGAGGUGAUUUUAAACUUCUUUAUUUAUAAAUAUUAAGUACCCUAAUAGGCUUAAACUAUGAUAGAGGUUUAAUACAGGAAAAAUUGACAGUUAUUAUAAAUUAUGGAUCCAGUUAUUUGCUUGUUGAAUUUGUAAAGAGAUAAAAUUAGCUUUGGUUGAGAUAGCAAGUAUGGCAGGUAUUUGAGAAGGCUAUAAAUCAUAAAUUUUCAUUUAGUUAAAAUAUGGACCUGAUUCUGGGAAACCCUAUCAUUCCAUCUCAGUGUUUUACAGUAAAAUAAAAACUAAAGUGAAAUUCA
Cebus imitator (Panamanian white-faced capuchin) is the source of this 3213-nucleotide messenger RNA. RefSeq names its product cytochrome c oxidase assembly protein COX18, mitochondrial. Gene Ontology annotation, molecular function: membrane insertase activity. The transcript is spliced from 6 exons. Bases 167 to 1168 code for a protein of 333 amino acids. NCBI's taxonomy places the organism in Eukaryota, Metazoa, Chordata, Mammalia, Primates, Cebidae. The record is from RefSeq and is a predicted model, not a curated record. Gene Ontology annotation, cellular component: mitochondrial inner membrane. Gene Ontology annotation, biological process: protein insertion into mitochondrial inner membrane from matrix; mitochondrial respiratory chain complex IV assembly.